This is a messenger RNA of Chironomus riparius, 11175 nucleotides long. Lineage: Eukaryota; Metazoa; Arthropoda; Insecta; Diptera; Chironomidae. The record is from the annotation of a GenBank genome assembly.
AUGGGUGUCUUUCACCCUUUGUGGCUUAUAUUUGCCAAUUUACUGAUUUUAUUCACAACUUGUGGACAUUCUGAAACACUUACUCCGCCAUACUUUAAUUUGGCUGAGGGUAGAAAGAUAACUGCUAGCUCAACAUGUGGUGUAGACAUUGAUGGACCUGAAUUAUAUUGUAAACUUGUCGGUUCUCAUACGGAUGAUCAACAAAAUCAAACUGCAUUCAUUGAGGAUCAAUUCCACACUGGAUUACUCAAAGGACAUGUUGUUAUUCAAGGACAGCAAUGUGACUAUUGUACCCCAGAGAGUCAUCCGGCGAUAAAUGCUAUUGACGGAACUGAACAAUGGUGGCAAUCUCCUCCACUUUCUCGUGGUAUGAAAUAUAAUGAAGUGAACCUUACAAUUGACUUUGGACAGGAAUUUCACGUCGCAUACAUUUUCAUUCGUAUGGGAAAUUCUCCUCGUCCUGGAUUAUGGACUCUUGAGAAGUCAUCGGAUUAUGGAAAAACAUGGAAAGCAUGGCAACACUUUUCAGACUCUGAAACUGAUUGUGAAAUUUAUUUCGGAAAAGAUUCUUUAAGACCAAUCCGGAGAGAUGAUGACGUCAUUUGUACAACAGAAUUCAGCAAGAUUGUUCCAUUAGAAUCUGGAGAAAUUAUUGUUCGUUUAUUGAACUCACGUCCAUCAGCAAAUAAUUAUUUCAACUCUACAGUUUUACAAGAAUGGACUAGAGCCACAAAUGUCCGAAUCCGUUUGUUAAGAACGAAAAAUUUGCUUGGUCACUUGAUGUCAGUCGCAAGACAAGAUCCAACUGUAACGAGACGUUAUUUCUAUUCAAUCAAAGAUAUUUCAAUUGGAGGUCGUUGUAUGUGUAAUGGACAUGCAAGCACUUGUGUGUUAGAUCCACGAUCAAAAAGCAAUAAUAUGCGAUUAUUAGCAUGUUCUUGCCAACAUAAUACAUGCGGAACACAAUGUGAGACUUGUUGCGAAGGCUUUGAACAGAAGAAAUGGAGACAAAAUACUGGAGCAAGACCUUUCGUAUGUGAACCUUGCAAUUGCCAUGGACAUGCUAAUAAAUGUCACUAUGAUGAGGAUGUUGAUGAAAGAGGAGAAUCAUUGGAUAUUCAUGGAAAAUAUGAAGGAGGUGGUGUUUGUGAGAAUUGUCAACACAAUACAAUGGGAAUCAAUUGUAAUCAAUGUGUGCCAAAAUUCUAUCGUCCAUAUGAAAGACAUUGGAAUGAAACUGAUGUUUGCAGUCCUUGCAAUUGUGAUCAUUUCUACAGUACUGGAAAUUGUGAAGAAGGAUCUGGUCGAUGUGAAUGCCGUAAAGAAUUCCAAAGUCCUGAUUGUGAUUCAUGUUCAGAAGGCCAUUUCGGAUAUCCACAAUGUAGACCUUGUGAAUGCUACUCAAAUGGAACUAUUGGUGAUCAUUGCGAAGCAACUGAAGGAAAAUGUCCAUGUAAAGAAAAUUUCGGAGGUGAUUAUUGUAAAGUCUGUGCUCCUGGAUAUUACAACUUCCCAGAAUGCAUACCUUGUGAUUGUAACGAGAUUGGUUCGGACGGAAACACAUGUGAUGAACAAACUGGACAGUGUGUUUGCAAGCCAAAUCAUGCAGGAAAGAAAUGUGACCAAUGUAAAGAUGGAUAUUAUGACUAUCCAAGCUGUGGAUAUUGUCAAUGUGACAUUCAUGGAACUGAACCUGAAAUUUGUAACAAAUUGACUGGUGAAUGUUUAUGUAAAGAUGGAUAUGGCUCAACACGUUGUGAUCGUUGCCUGCCUGGAUUUUUCAACUAUCCAGAAUGUGUUCCCUGCAACUGUUCAUCAGUUGGUUCAGUUUCACAUAUUUGUGAUUUCAAUGGAAAAUGUCCAUGCUUACAAAACUUUGCUGGAAAACGUUGUGAACAAUGUAUGGCUGGUUUUUAUGAUUAUCCUGAAUGUUUGCCUUGCAACUGUGACUCCCAUGGAUCAAUUGGUAUCAGUUGUGAUAAUGAAGGACAAUGUAAUUGUAACUCGAACUUUGAUGGCAAAAAUUGUAACUCGUGCAAGGAAAAUUACUACAACUAUCCACUUUGUGAAAGCUGUGACUGCAAUCCAGCUGGUGUUAUUGCCAAGUUUGCUGGAUGUGGAAGUGUUCCAGUAGGAGAGUUGUGUCAAUGUAAGGAAAGAGUUCAAGGAAGAAUAUGUGAUCAGUGUCGUCCACUAUACUGGAAUCUGAAUGUUUCUAAUUCUGAUGGAUGUGAAGAAUGUGAUUGCUUAACUGAUGGAACAAUCGGUGCACUUGACACAUGUAAUACAAAAUCUGGACAAUGUAGCUGUAAGAAGUUUGUUGGUGGCAGACGCUGUGAAGAAUGUAUUGAUGGAACAUUUGAUUUGUUUGGAACAUCACUUUUUGGUUGUAAGCCUUGUGGUUGUGAUAUUGGUGGCUCAGCUAAUCCUGUCUGUAAUAAAUUGAGUGGUGAAUGUCAAUGUAAUUCAAGAAUAACAUCAAGAGAUUGUACAAGACCACUUCAAUUACAUUAUUAUCCAACUUUAUAUCAAUUGAAAUAUGAAUAUGAGGACGGUGCUACAUCAACUGGAGCUCAAGUUAGAUAUCAAUUUGAUGAGACAGUUUUCCCUGAUUUCAGCAAAAUUGGAUAUGCCGUUUUGUCAGAAUUACAAAGUGAAAUAACAAAUGAAGUGAAUAUUCAAAAAUCAUCAUUCUAUCGACUUAUCAUCCGUUAUAUGAAUCCAUCUGAAGAGUCUGUUGUUGCUGAUAUUUCAAUUCAAUCAGAAAAUACUGUCAAUCCAGAUCAAGAUGGAAAAGUUGUAUUCAAGUCAAACAAGAAGCCAGAAUUUGUUACGAUGUCUGGAUUGAAAGGAGAUAUUGCAACUCCAAUUGUUUUGGAUCCUGGAAAAUAUUCUAUUGUAAUUAAGAGUGAUCAAUCAUUAUUCCUUGAUUAUUUUGUAUUGCUACCAGCUGCCUAUUAUGAAGCUUCAAUUUUAACACGAAAAAUUAUUAAUCCAUGCAAAGUUGAUUCACCAUCAGGUUUAUGCCAACUUUACAACUAUCCAUCAAUUGCUUCAUACGAUCCAGUCACAAAAGCUCACAUUAAUAGAAAUGAUGGAAGUGUCGAUGUAGUCGAAUAUUAUCAGAACAAAGAGCAUUUAUCAGCUCUUAAUGAAAAUGAACUACCAUUAAUUUCACAAACACAAAAUGAAUUAAAUUAUGUCAUUCAAGUACCACGUACAGGACGUUAUAUUUUAGUUUUGGACUAUAUUACUGACACAACAUUCACAGAUGCCGUUUUUAUAAGUGUCAAUCAAUUUGAUGUGACAGAACAAGAUGGAAUAAUUUUACUCUAUCCAUGUACAUAUAAAAUGGUUUGCAGAGGACCAGUCAUGGAUAAGGAAUCACGUGAAAAAGUCUUCUUCAUUGAAGCUGGUGACUCAAAUCCAUUCAUUGUGAAUGGUGAUAAUAUUCAAGGUGUUGCUAUUAAAUCAUUGACAGCGAUUCCUUAUGAUCAAUGGUCAACUGAUUUCAUUGAACCACAUCCAGUCUGUACAUCUAAGAAUGGUGCUUGUGUUGAAUCAAAAUUCACAACAGUUCCAAAUUCAAAGAAAAUUGAAUUUGAAGUGGAUCAAGAGGAAAAGGUUGCCAUCGAGAACUUGCCAGAAUUUUCAGCAAACGGAACUAAAACAAUUUAUAUUAGAAAUGACUCACCAACAAUUCAAUUCAGCAGUAAGGCUCCAGAAUCUGGUCGUUAUGUUAUCAUAGUUCAGUACUAUCAACCUGAACAUCCAAAAUUCAAUAUUGUCUAUCGUGUCCAAACUGAAAAUCAGAAUUACGAUGGAAAAUUCACUCUCAAUCAUUGUCCAUCGACAUCAGGAUGCCGUGGUGUUAUUCAACAAAAUGACAAUUAUGCUUGGUUUGACAUCGAUGAUGCAUUUACAUUCUCAUUCACAAAUGUUCAGCCUUAUGGCGUUUGGUUGGAUUAUUUCAUCCUUGUUCCAGUCGAAGUUUAUCAUGAGCGACUCUUGUCGGAAGAAGAAUUUGAUCAAACAAAUGAAUUCUUAAAGGAAUGUGGACAAGAUCACUUCAAUAUUCAAUUGAAUGCUUCAGAUUUCUGCAAAUCAUCUGUGUUCUCAUUAACAGCUGAAUACAAUGCUGGAGCUCUUCCUUGUAACUGUGAUAUUGAUGGCUCAAAAUCAUUUGAAUGUGAUCAAUUUGGAGGACAAUGUCAAUGUAAAGCUAACAUUAUUGGAAGAAUGUGUGAAGCAUGUAAAACUGGAUAUUAUGGAUUCCCUGAUUGCAAACCUUGUGAUUGUCCAAGCACAGCAAUUUGCGAAAAACAAACUGGAGAAUGUAUCUGUCCACCACGUGUAACUGGAGAGAAAUGCGAUCAAUGUGUUCCUUAUACAUUUGGUUUUGAUCAAAUCAUUGGAUGUGAGGAAUGUAACUGUAAUCCUCUUGGAGUUUUGAACGGAAACCUUCAAUGUGAUUUAAACAAUGGAUCUUGCAUCUGUUCAUCGAAUGUUGUCGGAAGAGCUUGUGACAAAUGUGCUAAUGGAUUCUUUAACUUCCCUUACUGUGGUCCUUGCAGAUGUGACUUACGUGGAACAACUCUUGAAGUUUGCGAUCAAGAUGAUGAGACUUGCUUCUGUAAAAAGAAUGUUCAAGGAGUUGAAUGUAGCCAGUGUGUUGAAGGAACAUAUAAUUUGCAAGAAAAGAAUCCUGAAGGAUGUACAAAAUGUUUCUGCUUUGGACAGACAACCCGAUGUGAAAAUGCUUAUUUGAGACCUUUUAAUGUUAGCAUGAUGAAGAACCUCACGCUUCAUACAAUCAAUGUUAAGAAUGGCAAAUGGGAGAAAGUUGAUUGGUCGACAGAUGAAAGCAUCCUUGUGAAUGAUACAACAGCUCAAGUCAUUAUUGGUGAUGUUGACAAUCCAGAACUUCUCGAUGGUUUCGCUUAUUUUGGCAUGCUUGAUUAUUUCAUCAAUCAAAAUAAUCAUUUGACAGCAUACGGAGGAUUUUUGAGAUACAACUUACUUUAUACGACACAAUUAUUUGGAAACUCAUUAAUUGGACCUGAUAUUAUUUUGGAAGCAAAUGAUGUUCAAAUUAAGCAUUUGAAUUAUCGUCAACCAGCAGCAGAUCAACGUUUUGAAGGAUCUAUAGAAAUGAUUGAGUCAAAUUUCCAAACUUUAACAGGAGCUCCAGUUUCUAGAGAACUAUUUAUGAUGAUACUUAAAGAUUUGACCAAGAUUUAUAUCCGUGCUGCAUACUUUGACAAGGGAAUGUUUACAUAUUUAUCAGACGUAACUCUAACUGUUGCUGAUGAAGAUCAGGAGAACUAUCAUUUAUAUCAAGAAAUUCCAGCAGAAAAGUGUAUGUGUCCACCAGGUUAUACAGGUAAUUCAUGUGAAAACUGUGCUCCAGGAUAUUACCGUGAUACAAAUGGUCCAUAUGGAGGUUAUUGUAUUCCUUGCGAAUGUAAUGGACAUGCCAGUACCUGUGAUUGUAAUACUGGAGUCUGCGAUGAUUGUGAACAUCACACAACAGGAGAUCAUUGUGAAAUGUGUGUUGAGGGCUAUUUCGGUAAUGCAACAAUAGGAUCUCCCAAUGAUUGUAUGAUUUGUGCUUGUCCAUUGCCAAUUGAUUCAAAUAACUUUGCAUUUGGAUGUGAAUUCUCACCUGAUGGAUAUUCAAUGAGUUGUGAUUGUAAACCAGGUUAUACAGGACAUAAAUGUCAAAGCUGCGCUAAUGGAUUUUAUGGUCGUCCAGAGAUUGAAGGAGAAGUUUGCAAACUUUGUGAAUGUUCAGGAAAUAUUGAUCCAACUCAGCCUGGUGCUUGCGAUACCGUUACAGGAGAGUGUAUACAUUGUUUAAAUAAUACUUUUGGAACAGCAUGUAAUCUCUGUGCUCCUGGAUUCUUUGGUGACGCUGUCCUUUUGAAGGAUUGUAAGAACUGUGAUUGUGAUGAUAUUGGAACUGAUCAUUGUGAUUCAACUACUGGAACAUGUGUUUGUCAUGAUAAUGUUGAUGGAGAUAAAUGUGACCGUUGUUUUGAUGAUCAUUUUGGAUUUGAAACAGGUUAUGGAUGUACUCCGUGUGAUUGUGGUGUAGCAUCAAAUAGCACUCAAUGUGAUGAUCAUACUGGAGAAUGUGCUUGUAAAGUUGGAGUUACAGGACGACAAUGUGAUCGUUGUUUACCAGGUUACUGGAAUUAUGGACCAGAUGGAUGCACACCAUGCUCUUGUAACACAGAAUUAUCACGUGGUCUUGGAUGUAAUCCACAAACUGGACAGUGUGAAUGUUUAAGAUCAGUUAUUGGUGAAAAGUGUGAUUCAUGUCCAAAUCGCUGGGUCUUUAUUGAGAACAUAGGAUGCGAAGAAUGUGAUGGUUGUCAUCAUGCAUUGCUAGAUGUUACAGAUAGUCUUAAAGCUGAAUUAAAACCCGUUGUCAGUGAAUUGAGUACCGUAACAAAAUCUUACUAUACAACUCAAAAAUUAAAGAAAUUGAAUGAAGAAACAGAAGAGUUAAAGCCUGAGGUUGAAAAACUUGAUCCAAACAGUAAUAAUUUGUCUGAGCAAGUGAAUGAAAUAGAAUCAUUGGAGAUGGACACAAAGAACCAUAACAAAAAAUCAAAUUACAUUACUGAAAAGGCUGCUGACUUGAAAAAAGCAAGUGGUGAUUUGCAAAAGAAAACAGACGAAGAAAAAGGAACUUAUAGAGGUGUUACAGAUGAUGUUAAGAAUACAAUUAAAGAAGUUGGUGCUUUGGCUAACAAUUUUGACUCAGAUGAAAAGGCAACAAAGUUAGAGAAGGCAAUUGAGAAUGCAGAAGAAUACUUUGACUUAAUUAAAGCAUUUGAUCCUGAAGUUUUGUACAAAAAUGCCCAAAAAACUGAAUGCAAUGUUGAAUCAGUAUUCGAUGAUGUCCGUAAAUUUUCUGAGCCAAUCAACAGUCAAAAAGAAAAUCUUGACAUCUUUAAGAAAUCUCUCGAGGACUUUAAUAAUAAAAUUGAUGAUUUACGUGACAAGAGCAGAGAAAGUCAAAUGAAUAGCUUGUUUGCUGAGAACAUGAAUAAAAAGAACAAGGAAUCAAGACUCGUGCCAAAACUUGAUACAAUUUCAAAUCUUAUGAAGGAAGCUGACGAUAGUUUAAAGAACGGAAAAGGCUUGAAAGAUCAAGGUGAAAAGAUGUUAACUGAACUUGAUUUAUCAUUUGGUGAUGUUGAAAGAUUAAAUAAGGAGCUUAGUAAUCUAAACAAGGACAUUGACAAUAAGUUGCCCAAGAAUGAAGAUGAAUACCAAAAAAUUGCACCAUUAGUACAAAAUGCAUUAGAUCACAUCCUUUUAUUAACCAAUAAGAAGGAUGAAUUGUUCAAUCAAUAUUCUAAUAUUACCGCAAAUUCAAAUGAUGCAAUUAAGGCUGUCAAUGCUUAUGGUGAAAUCCAAAACUUUGUUGAAGUUGCAAAGAACAAGUCACAAGCAGCUUUUGAUGAAGCAACAAAGGCUCUUGGUUUACUUUAUGGUAUGAGUGAUAAUGCUGGAAAAUCUUAUCAAGAUUCAAAUGAUUUGGUUCAUGAAGGUCGUGAUGCACUUUCAAAUGUACAAUCAGAACUAAGUCCAGCUUUGCAAAAAUCUAAGGAUAAUUUAGGGAAUAUUAAGAAGAAGAUCGAUACUUAUACCAAUUUGCUUAAAUCAAUGAAUGAUACUGUCGAUGGUGUUAACUCUGAUCCAUUAACUGAAUCAUGGAAUCAAAUUAUUACAAACGCAGACGAUGCACUUAACUUGAAAAAGAGUUCGAAUGAUACUCUAGUUCCAGUCUUAGAAGGUAUUCAAGAAACUGCAGAUAAAACAACGAAAAUUGGAAAGGAUAUUGAGGAUACUACCAAAGACAUUGUUCAAGCAUCAAACCAAGUACAACGUGUAGGUGAACUUGUUCCAAAUAUCAUUGGAUUAAUUGAGGAUUUGGAGACUAAACAGAAAAAUUUAGAUACUCUCAGUAGUAAUCUAAACAAAGACAUAGAACGAUUAAGAAGACAAAUUGGACAGGCACGAUCAAUUGCCAACUCAAUUCAGCUUGGAGUUAAUUUCAUGCCUAAUACAACUUUAGAAUUGAAAACUCCUGAAAAUCUCCAAACUCAAACAUUCAACACAAAAAUAUCGACUUACUUUAAAACUGACAAGCCAAAUGGUUUGCUUUUCUAUCUUGGAAAUGAGCAAAAGCCAACCUCAAAAUCUAAGCGUGCUGAUUUUAUGGCUAUUGAAAUUGAAAAUGGAUAUCCAGUUUUACUUGUUGAUGUUGGUGAUGGCCCAGAAAGAAUCAUUAGCAGCAAGCUUGUUGAUGAUAAUAAAUGGUAUGAAGCAAUUGUUGAACGUAAAGGCAAGGAUGUUACAUUCAUUAUUCGCGAAGAAGAUGAUCAAGGAAAUGAGCAGUUACAUGAAAAGAAAGAAACUCUUGCUGGUGAACAAAUGAAUUUCCGAUUGGAUGAAAAUAGUAGAUUGUUCGUUGGAGGAUAUAGUGAUUAUCAAAUGCCAGACAGUAUCAAACAAUCGUCAUUUGAAGGAGAGAUUGAAAACUUGAAGAUCGGUGAAACAGAUGUUGGUCUAUGGAACUUCAUUGAUGGCGACAAUAAUAAUGUCGGAUCAGUUGAAAGAGAUAGAUUGCUUACAAAGGAAGCUAAACAUACAGGCUAUAGAUUCGGUGGUAACGGCUAUGUUGUUUUAGAUGCAAAACCAUUCAAUUUCAAGCAACGAUCACAUGUCAGUUUCAACUUCAAGGCAGCACGUGAUUCUCCUAAUGGUUUGUUAUUCUUCGUUGGCAAUCAAGAUCAUUACAUUUCUUUGGAACUUCGUGAUGGAAAUGUCAUUUUCCGUUUCAAACUUGGACAAGCAUCAGAAAUUGUUCAAAUUAAGAGCAGCAGUGUAUUUAAUGAUGAUGAAUGGCAUACUGUUUCAGCUACACGAGAUAGCGGUAAAGGUGCAUUGAAGGUUGAUGAGCACUUAUUAUUCCAAGAUACCGUAUAUAAUCCAGAAAGUUAUGUUGCACCUGAAAAGAUGUAUUUCGGUGGAUAUCCUGAUAAGAUGUACAUAUCAGGAAUAGAAACGAGAAACUUUGAUGGAUGCAUUGAUGAAGUACAGAUUGAAGGAACACCAGUUGAUCUGACAAGAAAUCUUGAGUCACAUGAUGUUUUGACUGGAUGUCCACAAAAGUUCUCGUCUGUUGUAGGCUUUGAACAUGGCAAAUAUGGUUAUCUUAAUGUAAAGAGUUUGGCAGUCAACAAUAAGCUCAACAUCAAUUUGAAAUUCAAAACCAUUCAAUCUAAAGGAAUAAUCUUCUACGGAAUGAAUAAUGAUCAAAGUGGAACAAUAUCUCUGACGCUUGAAGAAGGUAUGCUAGUGUUGAGAAGUUCAGCAAGUGAAUUGAAUACUGAAUCUGUGAGAUUUGAUGAUGGAUUAUGGCACGUUGUAACUGCAAUUCAUGAUGACAAGAAGUUGAAGCUUUCAAUUGAUGAUAUUCAUGAAUUUGAGACAAGCGAUCCUCCACCGACUCUCAUGAUCAGUUCCGGACAGUUAUUCUUUGGUGGAUUGCAAACUGGUUUCAAAACUAUUGGCGGUGCUGUUCCAAAUGACGCAUACUUUGUUGGAUGUAUUCAAGAUGUUACCAUUAAUACCAAUGUUGUUAAUUUCGCUAGCUCAACAGAUAAGGUUAAUGCCGUUCUCAAUAGCUGCCCAAGAGACAUUAUUGAGUAUGAUAAGAAUAUUGUACCAUUCUAUUAUCCUGAUGGAACAUCAGAAAGCUCAGUUUUAGAACCAGUAACUGAUUUGAUUGAUGUACGAUUCAAAGAAGACGAUUUAGCUCCAGUUGAUAAAUCAAGAACUACCACAUCAACAACUCCAGUUCCAACAUCAUUAACAACACAAGAACAAGAACAACAAAUAAUAACGGAACCAACAACAAUUUUGACUACAACAGAAUCUACAUCUACAACAUCUACAACAACAACAACUGCCAAGCCCAAACCAGUUUAUACAGUUGAUCAAAAGAAUCCAGAAUGUUAUCUUCCAGCCAUUCCAGAUUAUGAUGUUGACUUCGAAUCAGCUGGAUUUAGAUUUGGUGCAAAACAAUUCAGUUAUAUUGAAUAUGCAUCCGAACCAGACAUCACAAAGACAUCAUUUGACUUUUCACUCAAGUUCCGAACUGAAAGACAAAAUGGUUUACUCUUCUAUGCAUCAGAUGAAAGACAAACUGAUUUCAUUGCUGUGUACUUAAAGGAUGGCUACAUUAACUACGUUUUCAACUGUCGUGGUGCAAGAAUCAGCAUCAUUUCUGAUAAGCAAUACGAUAAUAAUGAGUGGCACACGAUUAACUUUAAGAAGGAGAAGGGAGUUGUGUCAUUGAGAGAUGAGAAUGGAGAUGAAAAGAAGCAAGAAUUGAAAUGCAAGCCAUAUGACUUCAAGAGGAAUUACUUUGUUGGUGGCGGUCCAAAUGAGAAGGACUUAGAAGAUAUUGAAAUAAAUCUUAAGUUUGAUAAGGGACAUUUCACAAAUAAUGCAUACUUUGGAUGUAUUAAGGAUGUAGCACUUAAUGGUCAGCCACUUGAGCUUUCAGAAUUCCCAACAGAAGCUGUUUUGCCAUGCUCAGACUUAAUUGAAAGUGGUGUAUUCUUCGGUAAAAGUGGAGGUUUUGUUAAGCUUCGCGACAAAUUCAAAGUUGGAAGUGAUCUUACAAUCAGCAUGGAUAUUAAGCCCAGAAAUCUCACAGGUGUACUUACAUCAGUUCAUGGAAAGAAGUCCUUCUUCAUUGUUGAGAUGAUUAAAGGAAAUGUUCACUUCUCCGUCGAUAGUGGUGAUGGACCUAGAAAUGUUAUAUUCCAACCAGAUCCUGACAAGAGUCUUUGCGAUGGAAACUGGCAUACAGUUACUGUCAUUAAGUCUAGAUUCAUCUUAUCGAUCAACGUUGAUCAAUUCUCAUCUGAACCAAACGUCGGAAGCCCUGAUAAGCACACAGUGGUAGAUACAACACGUCCACUCUUCAUUGGAGGACAUCCACAUUUAGCUAAAAUCAGAGGUCUUAAAGGAAGACAACCAUUCCAGGGAUGCAUCAGAAACUUCAAGAUCAACGAGGUAAAUGAAAAGAUUACACCUCAGAUGUCAGUUGGACAUGUUGAAUGCGGUGUAUGUCAUCUGAACUAA